AUGCCCUCGGACGCCUCCAUCUACGCCCCGCUCGCUUCUCGCGACGCCCUCCUCGCCCGCAAGCUCGCUCUCAAGUCCACCAUUCGCAGCCUCAAGGCUGAUGGCGCUCCCGAGCCAGCCGUCCAGCGAGCCUUCGAAGAGUACAUGACGGUCAAGUUGGCGAUCGAGGCGCUCGAGGCUCAGCCUCUUUCUUCGGCGCCGUCUGCGGCCAGUGCACAAACAGCAGCCGCGGCAGCGGCAUCUUCCACCGACUCACCGCCUGUCGACCACGUCGACGAUGCCAACUCGUCGUCGUCCGACGAUCCGCAGUCUGACGACCCGCAAUCGGGCAACAACGCUGACGAGCUCGAGCCCGAACUCGAUGACCUCGACGACCUGCUCCCGGCCUCGUCAUCCUCUUUUGCUGCCAUCGACCCUGCAGCGCUCACCGGCCCGUCAGCAGUGGCCUCGGCAGCGCCGGCAGCAUCGACAUCGCCUGUGCCGUCGCCGUCGUCGUCGCCGAGCCGCCGCAAGCGCAAGCCGCGGUCCCAGCGCGAGAAGAUGCUCGGCACCAUCUACGCGCUCGGCGCCGAGCUCGCGCCGUACCAGGGCCCGCUCCUCGUCCGCUCCAAGGCCCUCUUUGGCGGGCCCUCCCUUGCCGAGCGGCACUGUGUCGUCGGUGCAGACGCCUUUGUCAUUUACCGCUCGGCAGACCAUCGCAAGGUUGUCGCCUCCAUCCCGCUCCGCGGCGCUCUCUUUGUACCCAAGACCCGCAAGACCGCCCUCGGCUUCAAGCUCUACUCGCGCGGCAAGUACCACCGCUUCUUGUUGCCCGAAGCCUCCGCCACCAACAACCGCCUCGCUACUUGGGGUGCCGCCAUUGUCACCGCCAUCGACGCCCACGCCGUCGACAUUGCAGACUCGCUCACCCUCCCGCACCCGCCCGUCGCCGCCUCGGGCGUCGUCCACGCCGUUGGCUGGCUCAAGGUCCGGCAGCAGAAGCACUGGCUCUGGCGCUUUGCCGUUCUCACAGACGACUCGUUCUCCUUCACCGAGGAGGCCGUUCUGGACUCAAGCGCACUCGCCGUCGUCUCGGACAUGCUGCUCGCCGGCCACGGCCGCCGCUCACGGCCGCCCACCCGCACUUUCCGCCUCUCCGAGUCGCAGCUCGUCGCCAUCUCCGCCCCCAAGUUUGGCGAAAAGUACGUCUUUGCUCUCGCCUCGCCCCGCGGCCACUCGAUGUACAUUGCGUUUCCCACUUCAGCUCGCCGCUCCUUUUGGCGCCACCUCGUCGAGCCUGCCAUCGUCGACGCCACCAUCCGCCGCGUCGCACGCUCCGACCUCCGUAUCCGCGCCGAGGUCCGCCCCGAUGCUGCCGCCGACGCCGCCACUGAAGACUCGGACCAACCCGCGUCUUCUACAUCAUCGCCCCUCGCCACGUCGACCUGGCUCGACGGCUCCACCUCGAUCUUUGCCACCCAGGGUCUCGCCAUCGCCCUUGUCUUCUCGCCGCUCGGCAUCCGUGUCCGCCCCGCCGACAAGCCUGCGGUCAUCGACUCGUUGGCCGACCCCUCUGCUGGUGCCGGCACCGCGCCCGUCACCACCGCCACCGAGCUCCCGGCGCUUAUUCCCUACGCCGCCCUCGGCGAUGUGCUCCUCGGCUCUUCGCACGCCCCGCCUUCGGCCGACCCGCCGCCCGCGCCCGUCGCCAUCUCUGUCCGCGACGCCACCACCGGCACCAUGUGCGAGCUCUGGCUCAAGUCGCCUUCGGCCUGGCUUCUCGAGAACAUCGUCCACAACAUCCGCCUCUACUUUGCACGCCCCGCCCAAGUCACGCCCUAA
Molecule: messenger RNA, 1821 nt
Organism: Thecamonas trahens ATCC 50062
Lineage: Eukaryota; Apusomonadida; Apusomonadidae
Exons: 2
Coding region: 1-1821 (606 amino acids)
Source: RefSeq, a predicted model, not a curated record